AUGACACCGCUACUGUCAGCCAGUGUGACUGGUCACACAAACAUUGUGGACUUCCUUACUCAGCACCCACAGACCAGUAAGAGAGAGCGUAUCAAUGCCCUGGAACUUCUUGGAGCUACAUUUGUUGAUAAAAAACGGGACCUUCUUGGUGCCUUAAAGUAUUGGAAGAGAGCUAUGGAUAUGAGAUACAGUGAUAGGACUAACGUCAUCAGCAAGCCUGCUCCACAGGAAUUAAUAAUGGCAUAUGAUUAUGCCAAGGAAGUAAAUACUGCUGAGGAGCUAGAUAACCUUAUUGCUGACCCUGAUGAGAUGAGAAUGCAAGCUCUUUUAAUUAGAGAACGAAUUUUGGGCCCUUCGCACCCAGAUACAUCUUAUUACAUCAGGUAUCGGGGUGCAGUCUAUGCCGACUCUGGGAACUUCAAGCGAUGCAUCAAUCUUUGGAAGUAUGCAUUGGACAUGCAGCAGAACAACCUGGAUCCUUUAAGUCCAAUGACAGCCAGUAGCCUGUUGUCAUUUGCUGAGUUAUUUUCCUUCAUGCUUCAGGAUCGGGCUAAAGGAUUGCUUGGUACUACAGUUACAUUUGAUGACCUUAUGGGUAUACUGUGUAAAAGUGUACUGGAGAUAGACCGAGCGGUCAGACAAGCGUUGAUGCCUCCCGACCAAGUCCAGUUAAACAAGGCCCUCUCUAUAAUUUUGCACUUGAUCUGUUUGCUGGAGAAAGUUCCCUGCAGCCCAGACCAAGAGCAUUUCAAAAAGCAGAACAUUUAUAGGUUCCUUAAGCUGCAACCCAAAGGUAAAAAUAACUUUAGCCCUCUUCACCUGGCUGUGGAUAAGAACACCACUUGUGUCGGCCGCUACCCUGUUUGCAAAUUCCCUUCUCUUCAGGUGACCGCCAUCUUGUUGGAGUGUGGUGCUGAUGUUAAUGUCAGAGACUCUGAACAGAACAGUCCACUACAUGUUGCUGCUCUCAACAACCACCCGGAUAUUAUGAAUCUGCUUAUAAAAGCCGGGGCACAUUUUGACUCUACAAAUUCGCACAACCAAACUGCCUGUGAUUUGCUGGAUGAGAAGGAAAUGGCAAAGAACUUAAUCCAGCCCAUCAACCACACCACUCUGCAGUGUUUGGCUGCACGUGUGAUUGUCAAACAUAAUAUAACCUACAGAAAGCAAAUUCCUGAGAAGCUGGAGAGCUUUGUUUUGCUUCAUAGAUGA
Messenger RNA from Staurois parvus, 1212 nucleotides. The record is from the annotation of a GenBank genome assembly. Lineage: Eukaryota; Metazoa; Chordata; Amphibia; Anura; Ranidae.